Setaria italica (foxtail millet) is the source of this 1268-nucleotide messenger RNA. Its product is annotated as haloacid dehalogenase-like hydrolase domain-containing protein At4g39970. The transcript has 12 exons. The record is from RefSeq and is a predicted model, not a curated record. Bases 41 to 997 code for a protein of 318 amino acids. Gene Ontology annotation, molecular function: hydrolase activity. NCBI's taxonomy places the organism in Eukaryota, Viridiplantae, Streptophyta, Magnoliopsida, Poales, Poaceae.
CAUUUCGAACCAAUCGCGCCCACUCCAGUCCAUCCAUCCGAUGCCUCCGACUACGAUGGCUUGGACCUCCCUCUUCCUCCCCACCACCGCCGGCGCCACCGCCGCGGCCACCGGUAGCCGCCACCCCUCCUUCAGCCACCGAUCCCACUGCCGCGUUCCCAUGACGCGCCUCCGUCGCGCGCCCCGGCUCGUCGUUUCCGCUUCAGCCUCACCGGCCUCUCCCGCGUCGUCGCUCGACGCGCUCAUCUUCGACUGCGACGGCGUCAUACUGGAGUCGGAGCACCUCCACCGGCAGGCCUACAACGACGCGUUCGCGCACUUCGGGGUGCGCUGCCCGCCGGCCUCCGCCGACCCGCUGUACUGGGACGAGGCCUUCUACGACGAGCUACAGAACCGCAUCGGCGGCGGGAAGCCCAAGAUGCGAUGGUACUUUGGGGAAAAUGGGUGGCCUUCUUCAAAUAUCUUCGAGACACCACCUUCGACUGACUCCGAUAAGGAGAAGUUGGUCGACAUAAUCCAGGACUGGAAAACAGAGAGAUACAAAGAAAUAAUAAAAUCUGGAACUGUGGAGCCUAGACCUGGUGUUUUGCGGCUGAUGGAUGAAGUAAAGGGUGCGGGUAUCAAGCUUGCUGUUUGCUCUGCAGCAACUAAAAGUUCAGUGAUAAUGUGCCUUGAAAACCUUAUUGGACUUGAGCGAUUUAAGGGCCUGGACUGCUUCCUUGCAGGCGAUGAUGUUAAACUAAAGAAGCCUGAUCCAACAAUAUAUGUUACAGCAGCAGAGAAAUUAGGUGUGCAAAGCAAGAACUGCCUUGUGGUCGAGGACAGUGUUAUUGGAUUACUAGCGGCAAAAGGAGCGGGGAUGUCAUGUAUAAUAACAUAUACACCUUCAACUGCUAGCCAAGAUUUCACGGAUGCAAUUGCUACCUAUCCUGACCUUAGUGAUGUGAGGCUCGAGGACCUCAAGCUGUUACUCCAGAAAACUCUUGUUACUGGAUAGUAAAGCAUCUUGUUUUCCUCAAGAAAUACAUUGACAGAUUUUUUUCGUGCAUGAUAAACUUUGUGGUCAUUCCCUGGUGGAACAGCAGGGUGAAUCCAAGAUGACAUUGUUGUUGGAUGUAGGAACACUUGAUUAAUCAGAUAUGUCAUGUGAUACUGCAAACCUUGCCCACGUUGUUGGUUGCUGUGCAUAGGAUGAUUAAUGCAACCAGAAUUUUUUACCAUCCUUACGAACGGUCAAUAUUCAAAUGCCAAUUUUAGAAAUGCUCCUA